GACUCUGUGUUUGUGAAUGUGAAAAUGUGAGUGUGUGUCUGUGUGAGUGUGUGCGCGCGCGCUUUUCUGAACCAGGGACCCAACUUGACAAAAAAAGAAGAAGAAAAUAGCACGAGCUCGUUCCGCUGCGCUGUUCGACUGCGGAAAAACUAACACCACGGGGCGGAGGUAUUCAGUUACUGCUAUUACCCCACCGCUACGGUGUAGGCAAAGCGACGACAUGAACCAUCAUUCUAAAUCUGAAGAAGAGCGCGCCUUGAGCUCAAAUAACAAGAUGUCGCUUCAGAAACAUGACCCCAGGGAUCACAAGAACAGAGUCCCUGACGGUCGGCUUCCGCGUGUGAGGCAGGGUAGCACCAUCAGCAAAGGAACGCCGACCACGUCGGGGCAUUCAUCAAUCAGCAGCCGCAGGGAAUCUCUGUGGGAUACAGUGAGAGAGAGGGCAGAGGCAGCAUCGUCCUCCCAAGCUGCAUUCGAGGACACAACCCGAUGUCGAUGUCCCUCGGAAGCAUCGCAUCCUUCCUAUCAGCCCCAUGUCCGAAGUCCGGAAAAUGAGCCGCCGCGCAACAGAGGCACGAGCCUUGCCAUCAUAUUUCUCGUGAUCGUCACCAUCCUUGCACUUCUCUAUUACGUUCUGCGCACUUCGGAUUCAGAGCACAUCACCGUCGAAGCCAAGUGGAGUUCCUACAGAGGUCUGAAAAGCGAGUUCGAAGGCAAGCAGGUGUUCACCUUCCUGGGCAUUCCUUACGGGGCCGACACGUCCGGCUCACAGCGAUUCCGGGAACCACAUAUCGUUAGCCCUCCCGAAGCCCUCUCGCUCGACGUAACGAAACAGCAGCCAUCCUGUAUUCAGGCCCGGCUCCGCACCACACGAUGGUCAAGCGACGAGCAGCAGUAUCCAACAUCAGAAGACUGCCUGCGCCUGAACGUCUGGACGCCUUCCAUGGCAACUCCUAUGCACACUCCGAAGACAGUUCUGGUGUUUCUGUACAGCAUCGACUUCAAGUGGGGCUCCAAUCGCGACUACGACGCCACGCCGCUUAGUGUACUUGGAGACAUUGUUGUGGUGAUUCCAAACUACAGGCUGCAUGCUCUAGGGUACCUAGGUAACGGCUCCGGCGAUGCUCCAGGGAACAUGGCACUUUACGAUCAGCUCCUGGCACUACGUUGGGUUCGAGAGAACAUCGCGUCCUUCGGUGGAAACGCAUCAUCCAUCGUGCUACACGGUUACGAGUCCGGGGCAGUGUCCAUCGGUUACCACAUGUUGUCGCCUAUGGACAACUGGGUGAAGAACUUCCCCAGGCUUAUCUUACAAAGUGGAUCGCCGUAUCAACUAUUGAAGGCGAAUACGCCUGUGUCGAAAGUUCUGUACGCCAUGGGCUGCACACGCGGUGGUUGGGAAUGCCUCCGAGGAAUCAGCGCAGAACGCUUCGCCACAGAGGGUUUCUACCACAGUUUCGACUACAGGCCGGCCUCUGAGAGCAACUAUCUUCCAGUGCACCCUCAGCAGCUUCUAGAGAAUUCUCCAAUAAAGAAUAAACAGGUUCUGCUGGGCAAUGUCCUUGAUGAAGGGAGCUUCCUACUAGAGGUUCACAAGCUUGGGAUGAAUGGCGGUGUGGACAUGCAAGCAGAGGCUAUGAUAACUGUGCACGUCAAGAACCAAGUGCGAGCGGCGGGAAUCCUGUCUUUUGACUCCAUUCGACAGCGAUACGUCAAUGAGACUACCUGGGUCACCGACAUCGGAAAUGCCGCCGCCAAAGAAAUUUUUGGCGACGUAUUUUUCAACUGUCCCGUGCAGUAUCUAGCAGAACACCUAGCGGAGCAUGGUAGCACUACGUACAAGUACGUGUGGGCCCAUAAACCAUCCUUUGGUCCUUGGGCGCGGGAAGAUUUCGGGCCAACUCAAUACGACGACUUGGGCUUUGUGUUCGGCAGGCCUUUGCUCUAUGCCACCGAUUCGACGGCCGAAGAGGCAGAACUGAGUCGACGCACCAUCAACCUUGUCAGUGACUUCGCUAAGACCGGCUAUUCACAAAGUGGAAUGAGGGAUGCCGCAUAUGACUUGGACAAGUUUUCGCAAAGUUUGUGUAGAAUUCAAUCAGAUCAAGGUUCCAGACCGUCACACUGGCUAAAUAGACAUCUGGUGGCAUGGAUGCUGCCGCCGGGCUGUGUCGUCUAGGGCUGGGCUACUGGGGUUGAUUCGUUUGUGAAAGAAGGCUUCUUGGUAACUACAAGGGACUGUGACCAUUUCUCUGUGAGGCGUUCAACGAGUGCCUAAACCGGCGGCCAUGGAACGGGUUAUGU
Molecule: messenger RNA, 2304 nt
Organism: Ornithodoros turicata
Lineage: Eukaryota; Metazoa; Arthropoda; Arachnida; Ixodida; Argasidae
Product: cholinesterase 1-like
Exons: 11
Coding region: 221-2179 (652 amino acids)
Biological process (GO): choline metabolic process; acetylcholine catabolic process
Cellular component (GO): plasma membrane
Molecular function (GO): acetylcholinesterase activity
Source: RefSeq, a predicted model, not a curated record